Molecule: messenger RNA, 1299 nt
Organism: Mesorhabditis spiculigera
Lineage: Eukaryota; Metazoa; Nematoda; Chromadorea; Rhabditida; Rhabditidae
Source: the annotation of a GenBank genome assembly
AUGGCCGCUGAAAAUGAUGAGGAGCCGAAGGACAAUCGGCAGCUACACCUCGAAGAAGAGGAUUGUCUCAUCAAAAUGGAACGGGCCGAGACGGAGAUGCGUUCAGCACAAGCUGCCCUCCAACACGAGGUUAAUCUUUUGAGGAUAUAUGUUGCCAGGAUGAUCCGGAGAACGAUCGACCGCUUCAACAACGAACAGGAAGCCCGACUCGUGAAUGCGUGGAAGGCCGAGGAUCUCGAGCGCGCUGCACCCGGAUACACCCUGUCGGCGCCAAACCCAAUAUCGAAGCCGCUGCCCAAUGAUCGGCAACUGCACGAGGGGGAUUUCCAGAAGAGGGUUGUGCGACGAUUCAUCCGCGCUGAUCAACGGUUUGAGACCGAGUUCUCGAACCUAACUUACAAGCAGCUCAGCGACAAGCUGAACGAGCUGGAUGUGACGACCAUCCCUGCGCUGAAGGUCACCACCGAGGCCAGGGAAGCCGAAUACGUACGCGCACGACGCAUGUACAUGCGCAAGUCAACCGAAUUGCGGCUCAUGGUCGAGCGGAACGAGGGCCUGACGGCGUCGCGCCGCCGCGAAUUCGGCAAGAAGCAGGCGACGCUGCACCCACCCUUCCUCGAGACGGUGACGGCGUACCGGCCCGAGAAGCUGAUGACCAGCAUCCUGAAGGAGAUGAAGACGAACGGGCCGGAGUCGCUCGAGCCGUCCCCGACCCUCGUCACGGCGCCGAUCCAGUACUCGCUGCUCAGCUCCUUUUACUACUACAACUACUACCAGCCGGAGAAGUGGCUGACGAUCGUGGCGAAGAUGCCGAUCCGCCUGCCAGAGAUGCUCGUGAAGGUGUGGAUGAACAAGUUCGGCAAGUGGAUGCACCGCGCGACCAUCGAGCUGAUGCUCAACCUGCACCUCAAGCCGUUCCACUCGCCGCCCAGCCCGUUCAGCCGCCAGCACCCAACGUCGGUGGACGUCCAAGCAUUUUCGUGGCCAUCGGUACUGUUCCGGCGUGUCGCCGCUGCGACCAUCGAUUUUGGUGUCUGCUCCCUCGACUGGACACUGCCUGCUCUUGCAAGGGCAAAAGGCGAUGUGCCGCAUGCAUCGUCGCCGAGGACUAUGUCGCCAAGGGAUUUCGGCGUCCCGAGCCGAGCGAGGAGGACGAGUGAAUGCGGCAGGACAACACUAGACGACAACUACACACCACUGAUUUCCAUCCACUUCCGUCGCUACCACAUCGUCAUCUACCGUACCUACCUUCUACCCUGCGAUCCGAACGGCUCGGCCACGCCCCUCUUUUACGCUGCA